Plenodomus lingam JN3 is the source of this 600-nucleotide messenger RNA. RefSeq names its product mitochondrial 37S ribosomal protein uS8m. Gene Ontology annotation, biological process: translation. The record is from RefSeq and is a predicted model, not a curated record. Gene Ontology annotation, cellular component: mitochondrion; ribosome. Lineage: Eukaryota; Fungi; Ascomycota; Dothideomycetes; Pleosporales; Leptosphaeriaceae. Gene Ontology annotation, molecular function: structural constituent of ribosome.
AUGUCCCUCGUCAACCUUGCAGCCGUGUGUUCACAUCUGCAGAAUGCCUCCAAGGCUCGGCUCGGAUUAACUUCCAUCCCUGUCUCCAAGCUGCAUGUCAAGCUCGCCCUGGGUUUGCAGCGCGAAGGCUUCCUCUCCUCAGUCACACUCGGCGGGCCAGCACCACCCAAGCCAUUCCUCCUACAAGCACAACAUGACCCCGAAAAAAUGGAAGCCAUGGCAAAAACAUUGGCGGAAGAGCCCUGGCUUGCGUACCCCAUAGAAGGAAAGGGCGCUGCCAAAUCACCGCUGCCUCAGGAGCAAGUUCACGACGUACACGUGCCAGAGAACGCCGCGCGGAGACGGCUGUGGCUCGGCCUCAAGUACUGGCAAAACGAGCCGGUGCUGAAGAAUAUGAAGCUCGUGUCCAAACCUACACGGCGGAUAUGGGUCACAUCAGCAGACUUGGGAAAGAUCACUAGGGCACAAGAGGCAAAAUACGUCGAUGGAUUGACGCAUCCAGGAGAGUGCAUGUUCGUCACAACAGAUCGAGGGAUAUUGGAGGCUAGAGAAUGCGUGGAGCGGCAGCUGGGAGGCAUGGUGCUGUGUAGGGUGUGGUAG